GACGAAUUCGCAUUCCAGCCCGACACCCAUCUACAACAUGUCCGGGACGGUUCGGGACUACAUAGAGAGCAGAAAGAAGUUUGGCAUGACAUGGGAUGACUUUAGCGCAUUGAAAGCAAAGAAAGAGGACGGGGCUUUUACUGAGGCGUCUAUGAUAAAGUACCGAAAGCAGCUCGAUGAAGAGCGCGAACGCAAGCUUAAAGCGCGAUUCGACGAGAACAAAAAAGAUAAGAAAUCUAAAAAGGGAAAAGAUCGAGAGAAAGAAAAGAAACGAAAGCGCAAGCGAAAGGACAAAGAAAAAGGCAAAGAGCGCAGGAAAAAAAGUCCUAAACACGACGCAGUGUCUGAUGAAAGUACCGAUAGAGCUGAGCAGCCAGUAGUUGAGAAAGCAGAUAGUGAAGAGAAGGAAGAUGGAGAGAUCGAUGAGUCCAGCAGCGAACCGGAAAAAUCACAAGUUCGGAAAGAUCGGAGACCAAAACCUUCAAGAAGACGGAGCCGGAAAGGAAGUGCUUUAGACAGCGAAGAUUCUAGAACAAGCAGCAGUGAAGAGGACAGCUUGAGCGAAAGUAGCAGUUCUACAAGCGACUCUGGGGGUGGGAAGGAAAGAUCAAAGCGGAAAAGACGUAAAUCAAAGGGAGAAAGUGACAGGUCCCAACGGAAAAAGAAGAGGGAAGCGUCGGGACCCGUGCGACUAUCAGACUUUCUGGCGCAAGACAGCGAUUAAAGGACUCAUGAAGAAAAUUCUUUGUAGAAAUUUGGUACAUGAUUGUAUAUACUGGUGCGAUGCUAUCUAAACAAGCAUUAUCAAACUCGA
Spizellomyces punctatus DAOM BR117 is the source of this 814-nucleotide messenger RNA. RefSeq lists its product as uncharacterized. Bases 38 to 724 code for a protein of 228 amino acids. The transcript has 5 exons. The record is from RefSeq and is a predicted model, not a curated record. Lineage: Eukaryota; Fungi; Chytridiomycota; Chytridiomycetes; Spizellomycetales; Spizellomycetaceae.